AGUUGCUCCAAAACACUUGACGUUAUGACGUAGAUACGUUCCGCGCGUGGAGAAAGUUCAGUCAGUUUUGCUGCGACGGAAGAUAGCUCACCUCAAGUUUCAUUCAUUUUGAUACUGUAAUAUUUUUCAAACUGGUGUCAACAGAUCUUAAGAUGUAUCGCCCUAAGCUCACGUUGAAAGACCGACAGCAUCUUUACAGGCUAAUCAUCAGCCAGUUGUUAUAUGAUGGUUACACCAAUAUAGCCAACAACCUCAUCAACGAAGUCAAGCCCACCACUGUGGUCACCCCCUCUGAACAGCUCAUGCAGCUCGCUAAAAUAGGAAUGGAAAAUGAUGACAGUGCAGUGCAGUACGCCAUUGGCCGCUCGGACACCGUGGCUCCUGGAGUGGGCAUCGACCUGGAGUUUGACGCCGAUGUACAAACCAUGUCCCCCGAAGCGUCCGAGUACGAGACCUGCUACGUGACCUCGCACAAGGGCCCUUGCCGAGUGGCUACGUACAGCCGUGACGGGCAGCUGAUCGCCACCGGGUCUGCCGACGCUUCUAUUAAGAUCCUGGAUACAGAGCGGAUGCUGGCCAAGAGCGCCAUGCCAAUUGAAGUAAUGAUGAACGAGACGGCGCAGCAGAACAUGGAGAACCACCCGGUCAUCCGGACUCUCUACGACCACGUGGACGAGGUCACAUGCCUGGCCUUCCACCCUACCGAACAGAUCCUGGCGUCAGGCUCGCGAGACUACACACUCAAGCUGUUUGACUACUCCAAGCCUUCAGCCAAAAGAGCCUUCAAACACAUACAGGAAGCGGAGAUGCUGCGCUCGAUCGCCUUCCACCCCUCGGGUGACUUCCUGUUGGUGGGCACGCAGCACCCCACGUUGCGCCUCUACGACGUCAACACCUUCCAGUGCUUCGUCUCGUGCAACCCGCUGGACCAGCACACGGACACCAUCUGCAGUGUGGCCUACAACCCGAGCGCCAACAGCUACGUCACCUCCAGCAAGGACGGCAGCAUCAAGAUAUGGGACGGCGUGUCCAACCGCUGCGUCACCACUUUCGACAAGGCCCACGACGGCGCCGAGGUCUGCUCGGCCAUCUUCUCCAAGAACUCCAAGUACGUCCUGUCCAGCGGGAAGGACUCGGUGGCCAAGCUGUGGGAGAUCUCCACCGGGCGCACGCUUGUCAAGUACACGGGCGCGGGUCUGAGCGGCCGUCAGAUGCACCGCACGCAGGGCGUGUUCAACCACACGGAGGACUACGUGCUGCUGCCGGACGAGCGCACCAUCAGCCUGUGCUGCUGGGACUCGCGCACGGCCGAGAGGAAGAACCUGCUCUCGCUCGGACACAACAACAUCGUGCGCUGCAUCGUCCACUCGCCCACCAACCCCGGCUUCAUGACCUGCAGCGAUGACUUCCGGGCGCGCUUCUGGUACCGUCGCACCACCACUGACUGAGGAGGAGGAGGAGGAGGAGGAGGAGGAAGAGGAAGGGAACAAGAGGAGAAGAAGCAAGGAGAUGGAUACGGGGAAAGAACAAGGGCUUUGCAUCAACAACACAAAUUCAACCCGUGGCCCAUACAGGUCUUAUCCAGUCACAUUGCUGAAGAGUUACGCCACACCCCCCCUCCCUCUCUCGCUCUCUCUCUCACACACUCCUCUCUCUUUCUUUUCCUCUGGCUGUGCUCUACUUCUCUCUGUCGUGUGCUGAUAGCUGUAGCUAGCCUGAGGCUAUGUUUGGGGUUGAGCGUUCUACAUGCAAAAACCACGGCACAAAAGCCUGCUUGCAUUGUGGUUACGGGGAAAGCCAGUAAGCCUUCCAUUUCAUUUGAAUUGUAAACAUGGUGGAUGCGGUUCUUCGCAGUAAAUGUCCAAAAUACUCCUUCAAAGGCCACAGUGGAGAUGAGGAGAUUAAACCAGUCCUGUAAUUGCCUGCAGUACCUUGUUUAAAGGGAAGAGGGAGCCACCUCACAAGAGUGUUUGGUUAGUAGUCUUUAUGUUGUUUAGAAUUCUUCCUCUGAUUUGGCUACAUCGGGUUAACUAGGGAUACAUACAAGAGGAAAAGCAGGUUCCCCAUUUUUUUUUUUGUGUAUUUGAGAAUCUGCUCGAACAUGGGUGCAUUUCAUAUGGAAGUAUUUCCAUGUAAUUUCUUUUUUUCUAUUUUUGUUUUGUACAUGUUUGUUACUUUUAGUUAACGUAUAAUGGCAAUGUUUGUUUUUAUUGAAAAAAAGAACCUUAAAGAGAUUCUACAAUGCAAAUAAACCUUUUUAACAAAUAAA
Molecule: messenger RNA, 2269 nt
Organism: Clupea harengus (Atlantic herring)
Lineage: Eukaryota; Metazoa; Chordata; Actinopteri; Clupeiformes; Clupeidae
Gene: cstf1
Product: cleavage stimulation factor subunit 1
Biological process (GO): mRNA 3'-end processing
Cellular component (GO): mRNA cleavage stimulating factor complex
Molecular function (GO): protein binding; RNA binding
Source: RefSeq, a predicted model, not a curated record